This is a messenger RNA of Oncorhynchus kisutch (coho salmon), 895 nucleotides long. RefSeq names its product achaete-scute homolog 5-like. Bases 101 to 679 code for a protein of 192 amino acids. Gene Ontology annotation, molecular function: protein dimerization activity; DNA-binding transcription factor activity, RNA polymerase II-specific; RNA polymerase II transcription regulatory region sequence-specific DNA binding. NCBI's taxonomy places the organism in Eukaryota, Metazoa, Chordata, Actinopteri, Salmoniformes, Salmonidae. The record is from RefSeq and is a predicted model, not a curated record. The transcript has 2 exons. Gene Ontology annotation, biological process: developmental process; regulation of transcription by RNA polymerase II.
CAGAGGGAAUGGGGAUGUGACAACUUGCUUUCUAACAGGUUACAAUUUCAGCUGCAUACUUUAAUAGACAAACAUAAACGGGGAAAGGCGAUAACGCACGAUGAGAGAUGAUUAUGAAGACUCUGUGAGAAGAGAGAUGUCGGAACAGAAGAAGGGAUUAUAUGAGCGCAUCCCAUAUGUCCAACCCAUAGCGCUCGGCCUCUCCAUGAAUCACCAAAUAGCGCAUUACAAGGACACGCUUGGACUUCCCUUUCCCCUAAACACAACAACCUACCUGGAUCCUGUGUACGGUCAGAGAUUCGCAGGGAGUCUCUCAUAUUUCCCAUUCCACAGGCACAUCGGUGUAUAUGACUAUUCAUUCGAACCAGCGUUCAUUCGGAAAAGGAACGAAAGGGAACGGCAGCGGGUGCGCUGUGUAAACGAGGGUUACGCACGGCUCCGGGAGCAACUUCCCCAAGAGUUCGAGGACAAAAGACUCAGCAAAGUGGAGACACUGCGUGCUGCAAUAUACUACAUAAAACACUUGCAGAGUCUGUUAGAUGUCAACGUGUCCAGUGGUGGUGGGACAGUUGAAAUGUCAGCUGGAGAGAUGCGCAGCCGUGCGCCCGUGCCAAAGAUGACAGAAUGCUACAGCGACGGCGAGUCAAAGAACAGCGACAGUGGAGAGUUGAGUUUCUAGAACUCUGUAAAACGAAUAAACUUUAUUUCCUAUCACUUUAUGCUACCCUUGUUGAAGUUUGGUAACAAAAAAAAUGACAUGAAAGUUAUAUAUGAAUGAACUGUGUACUCUUAUCAUUAAUUUCAAUGAACAUUUUGAUUACUUGAUUUUGACAAAAAGCAACAAGACAGUGCAUCUGUAAACGCCUGCUAUCAGAUGCUAAAUCAGGUUAAAAGU